GUGGAUAAAUGCAUUAUUCUGAAAGGACACACGCAGGACGAAGCCGCAGCCGGCCUGGAACAGCAUUUACUUUGGAUUUCAUUUCAUGUUUUUUUUUUUUUUUACUUUGUUUGCAGGAUAGAACGCUUGGGACUCUUUAACACAAGCCUCUUUUUGCUGAAAGAAAUGCUGAGAGUUAAAAAAUGAAUGCCUCUUCCUGCUGUGAUUCUCCAGUCAUCAUUUAUCAGCAAAGUUCAGGAUCGGACCUCGAUGCCAGCUGUGACCUGCUGCCCUCUCACUGCAAUUGGACGGCUGUGGACAGGACCCCACAGUUGCCUACUUUUUCCACAGCAGCGAAAGUCAGAGUGAUUGUUACUUUCAUCCUGUGUGGUAUAUCCACUUUCUGCAAUCUGGCUGUGCUAUGGGCAGCCAGCGGCCACAGACGCAAAUCUCAUGUCCGUGUGCUGAUUGUGAACUUGACCACAGCAGAUCUCCUGGUCACCUUGAUCGUGAUGCCAGUGGACGCUGUGUGGAACAUCACUCUUCAGUGGCUGGCCGGAGACCUGGCCUGCAGAUUCCUGAUGUUCCUCAAGCUACAGGCUAUGUACUCCUGUGCUUUUGUUACAGUGGUGAUAAGUCUGGACAGACAAUCGGCAAUCCUAAACCCUCUGCUGAUAAGCAUGGCUCCGAAAAGGAAUAGGAUCAUGCUGAUGAUGGCGUGGACAAUGAGCGCCUUGCUCUCAGUCCCUCAGAUGUUCAUUUUCCAUAAAGUCACCAUUACUUAUCCAGCAAACUUCACUCAGUGCACCACUAGAGGAAGCUUCGUCACUCACUGGCAAGAAACUGCCUACAACAUGUUCACCUUCUCCUGGCUCUUCCUGCUGCCACUGGCCAUUAUGAUCAUCUGUUACACCAGGAUCUUCAUCCACAUCUCCAAGCAGAUGACAAAAAAGAAUGUGUCUUCUGAUGAGCCACAUCUUCGCUGCUCUAAAAACAACAUUCCAAAAGCUCGAAUGAGAACUCUAAAGAUGAGCAUUGUCAUUGUGGUCUCCUUCAUAGUUUGCUGGACUCCGUACUACCUGUUAGGGCUUUGGUACUGGUUCUUCCCUGACGACCUGGAGGGAAAAGUCUCACACUCCCUCACCCACAUCCUGUUUAUCUUUGGGCUUUUCAACACCUGCCUCGACCCCAUCAUCUAUGGCCUGUUCACCGUACGUUUCAACAGAAGACUGAGGAACGACUACUGCAGGGCCACCGUUGUGUCUGGGUUGGACGCCAACACAGUGACACUGAAGUCAGUAAAACAUACAUUAGCUGCUCUACCUUCUAAAGGAGGGUCUGUAGAGAGUGAAAAAGACAGCAACUGUGGGCAAAUUGAGCAUAAAUCUACUCACAGCAGCCUCUGAAUUCAUUCAGCCAUUGAUUAGGAAGACAGGUGUCAUUUUGGCACAGAAAGCAAUAUGUGAAGAGAAACAAAGACAAGCAAUCUAGACAAGAGAUUUAAAAUGCUUUGAUGUUUUAUAAAUAUUUCUCCCUCAUUAUACUGAAUGUAUUUCUUUCCCUCUCACACCCAAUAUGCACGUGUAAAGGUAUCUAUAGUACUUACUAGGAUCCAAAUAUUUGUUCGUGCAAGUGCUGCUUUGGGUUUAGAACCAUUUGAAGGUGAGUAAUAUGUUUAACAACUUCUCACUGCAUAUUCUAUAUGCAUACUGCAUCUGCAAAUAGCUUUAGCAUUUGCUCAUUGCUUGCUACUGAAGACCUUUGUGUUCUGACAGAGGUUCAUACAGUUUCUAAAGGUCAUUGAAAUGUGCGAAGGACUUCCUGUGUUAGGUUAGUCAUCAUAUUUCACAUGUUCUUUGACUAAGUCAGACUUUUACAAGAUAAUCUUAACUGGGUGCUUUGCAAAAGUAUUCAUACCCCUUAUAUUUUCCACAUCUUGGUACUUGUGUAUUUUUAUAAAGGUUUUAUGUGAUAGACCAACACAUUGCACAGCAUAAUUGUAAAAUAGAUAUUUUUACAAAUAAAAAGCAUGGAAACUG
Messenger RNA from Girardinichthys multiradiatus, 2018 nucleotides. Its product is annotated as putative gonadotropin-releasing hormone II receptor. The transcript has 4 exons. Gene Ontology annotation, molecular function: peptide binding; gonadotropin-releasing hormone receptor activity. Gene Ontology annotation, biological process: G protein-coupled receptor signaling pathway. NCBI's taxonomy places the organism in Eukaryota, Metazoa, Chordata, Actinopteri, Cyprinodontiformes, Goodeidae. The coding region runs from base 183 to 1385 and encodes 400 amino acids. The record is from RefSeq and is a predicted model, not a curated record. Gene Ontology annotation, cellular component: membrane.